CUGAAAAAUUAUUCUCACAACUUAAAGAACGCAAAGAUGAUAUCGAUCGUAUAUUAUAUUCGCAAAACGCAUACGCUGUGGGUUCUGACUUUCAGAUUGAUUACUCCACACCAUGUAUUACUUGUUGGGUUGCUAAACUUGAAUUAUCAGUUAUGAAACAUCUUUCUGAAUUGUGUGAUAAUAUAUUUGAUAUUGUAUUUAAAAUAGUAGAGGCUUUAGACACAAAUAACGUUAGUAAUGUCCUUAGUACUUCUUCAAAAAUUACAAGAAUCCGGAGGGAAAUGAAAAAAAAACAUCGACAAUCCUAUGGUAAUGAUGGCAUUGGUCAUGACAGCGACGGUGAUUAUGAUGAUGACGUUGGUGAUGUUGGCAAGGUUAAUGCAAAAUAUAAUGGAGUCAUUAAAAUUUCAUUUGAUAGUAAAUUUAAUGCUAAUAAUGAAUCACUUGAAUCUGAUGAUGAAAUAUUUGAGUCCGAUGAUGAAAUUCCAUGA
Molecule: messenger RNA, 491 nt
Organism: Racocetra fulgida
Lineage: Eukaryota; Fungi; Glomeromycota; Glomeromycetes; Diversisporales; Gigasporaceae
Source: the annotation of a GenBank genome assembly